UGUCGCCGCUUUUCUUCUACUUUUCGUUGAUGCUUUAGCGCGUUCGAAGCUCCAGCGGGAUGCUGAAGGACACUGAACGUGCUCAGAAUGAGCCAACACAGAAGCAACCGCAUUUGCUGUGUGCCGCAAUGCAAAAAUUAUGCGGUAGGUGAUGUGAGUCUACACUCGUUCCCCACGGCUGCGUCCAUGAGAAAGAAAUGGAUUAUUAAGCUGCGGAUCGGUAAAGCUGUUACCGAAGCGAUGAAGGUUUGCAGCGCGCACUUCACGCCGGAGGACUUUUUUUGGAAUACGACAGACCCAGCUGUUUGGACACCACGUCGGAAGCGCUUAAAAAAGACAGCAAUUCCAUCUAGGUGCCUUCCUGUCCGGGUGUUUGACGCUGUGGAUGAAGCUUCGAAGCAAGCAUCCCAUGAAAGAUCUUUGCGGGCAUCAGCAAGAUCAUGGGCAUCUGUGUGCAGAACCGAAAAUGGGCCGUCAAAUGUGCCUUUGGGGUCAUGUACAGCACAACAGCCGAACAUCGAAAGUUCGGAAAAUGUACCAACAGAGCUUGAAAGCAACCCAGUCACCGAGCUUGACCAAGGCGCCGCUAUAGCACUGCAAAGGCUUGGGACAACACUGAGUGAAGCUACAAGCCUCGAACGGUCUGCAUUGGAUGCACUCCUUGCCCUCAGUGAUAGGCGUUGUCGGUGUGUUGACAUUGGCAUUCAAGUCUGCACCGAUUCAUCACCAGCCAGAAGGAACACAUUGGUUGACUUUCUCUCGACAGAUGCUGCCAUAAAAGCCUUCACAGGUGUAGAAACUGCGGAAUUGUUAAUGUACUUGUCAGAGGCCGUUGCAAAACUUGACACACUCAGCACCGAGUGUAGUGUCUUAGAGCGCGUAAUACUUGUUCUUGCUCGCCUCAAGACGUUUUUAUCGUUUAAGUGCCUGGCGGUGUUGUUUGCAAUUUCCGAAGCAACUGUACACAGGUACUUUUAUGGCACUGUUCGCCCUUUGGCCGCUGUCCUCGAGGCAGCAGUUCCAUGGCCAACUGCUGAGGAGAUAAAAAAAAAAAUCAGCCGCAUUGCUUUGCAGCAUUCGGAGACGUCAGGGUUGUACUUGACUGUACAGAGGUGGAAGUUGAAAAAUCGCACUGUGCCUCAUGCCGUAUACUGACAUAUUCCCAUUAUAAGGGUGUCCACACAGUGAAAGUCCUAAUUGGCGUGUCCCCUGGUGCUCUCAUCACGUUUGUCAGCGACACUUUUGGUGGGCGGGCUUCUGAUAAGGCUUGUGUUAAUGUGUCUGGUGUUCUCGACCAGUUGCAGCCUUUUGAAGAUGACCUAAUGGUUGACAAGGGUUUCAACAUUGAUGACAGAUGCACCGAGCUUGGUGUUGGCGUGAUUCAGCCGCCCUUCUUGAGGAAACAAACACAGUUCUCCCAAGAAGGCGCCAUGAAGACUGUUCAGAUUGCAAGGGCCAGGGUCCAUGUAGAGAGGGCGAUACAGCGCAUGAAACUGUUUCGAAUUUUGAAGGAUCCAUUGCCAUGGGAAAUGUUAGCUGUGGCUGAUGAAGUGUUCAUCAUAAUUGCCGGGAUGGUAAAUUUGUCAGCCCCUAUAUUAGCUGAAAAAAGGUUCCAACUAUUUAAAGCUUAGACAGCAAAUAUCUUGUACAACCAAAAAUACAAUAUUUAUUUUUGUACAAUAAAAAA
This is a messenger RNA of Dermacentor albipictus, 1687 nucleotides long. RefSeq lists its product as uncharacterized. Gene Ontology annotation, molecular function: sequence-specific DNA binding. Lineage: Eukaryota; Metazoa; Arthropoda; Arachnida; Ixodida; Ixodidae. The record is from RefSeq and is a predicted model, not a curated record.